GGUUUUUACAAAAAUCUUUUGUUUCGAUCUUCAAAACCUUCUCUUUUCUCAAUUCCUCUCUCAGAAAACUUCUAGAGAUUCUCUUCAUCUCGAAUUUGAUUCAGGAAAUCGUGAUUGAGUUUCUGUGAAACCGAAGGUUGGCGAGCGAGGGAAAGAGAGAAAUGGCUCAAGCUGUUGAAGAGUGGUACAAGCAGAUGCCUAUUAUCACCCGCUCGUAUCUCACUGCUGCUAUUGUCACCACCAUCGGCUGCUCUCUCGAUAUAAUAUCUCCUUAUAACCUGUACUUGAACCCGACUCUUGUGGUUAAGCAGUACCAGUUCUGGCGCCUCAUCACCAAUUUCCUAUAUUUCCGAAAAAUGGAUUUGGAUUUUAUGUUCCAUAUGUUCUUUCUUGCUCGAUACUGCAAACUUCUUGAAGAAAAUUCUUUCCGAGGAAGAACUGCUGAUUUCUUUUACAUGCUUUUAUUUGGAGCCACCGUUCUAACUGGCAUUGUACUUGUUGGGGGAAUGAUACCUUAUUUGUCCGAGUCAUUUGCGAAAAUCAUCUUCCUUAGCAAUUCCUUGACUUUCAUGAUGGUUUAUGUGUGGAGCAAGCAAAAUCCUUUUAUCCAUAUGAGUUUUCUGGGUCUAUUUACUUUUACUGCAGCCUACCUACCAUGGGUUCUUCUGGGAUUCUCUGUCCUUGUUGGCGCUAGUGCUUGGGUGGAUCUACUGGGAAUGAUAGCGGGUCAUGCAUACUAUUUUCUUGAAGAUGUCUAUCCGCGGUUGUCCGGUCGGCGGCCCCUGAAGACACCCUCAUUUAUCAAAUUGCUAUUUGCAGAUGAAGCUGUGGUGGUAGCAGGACCUACAAAUGUAAGAUUUGCUCCGCCACCUGCGGAGGAACUUCACCAAGAUUAGGUCUAGUUUUGCGGUGGAAGGGAAAGUCCGGGUAAUGGAGGAUUAGGUUUCAGAGUAUUGAAUGCUCUUAGAAAUCACAGAGGGGUCCGUUGAAAGUUUGGGUGGCCCAAUUUGUUAGUUCGUGGUCAUAAUGUGGUGGUGGUGCUUGUAUAUGAUGUGGGUUUGAAACUGAAUUUUGUAAUUUUAAGCCUACAGGCAAUUUGUUGGAUGAGUGAAUGAAUGCUUCUGGUUGUUAAUUGGUAUAAAA
Carica papaya (papaya) is the source of this 1143-nucleotide messenger RNA. Its product is annotated as derlin-2.2. NCBI's taxonomy places the organism in Eukaryota, Viridiplantae, Streptophyta, Magnoliopsida, Brassicales, Caricaceae. The record is from RefSeq and is a predicted model, not a curated record.